Anarrhichthys ocellatus (wolf-eel) is the source of this 784-nucleotide messenger RNA. Its product is annotated as beta-arrestin-1-like. Gene Ontology annotation, molecular function: G protein-coupled receptor binding. Gene Ontology annotation, cellular component: photoreceptor outer segment; photoreceptor inner segment. Gene Ontology annotation, biological process: G protein-coupled receptor internalization; signal transduction. The annotation marks the transcript as partial. The record is from RefSeq and is a predicted model, not a curated record. The transcript has 9 exons. NCBI's taxonomy places the organism in Eukaryota, Metazoa, Chordata, Actinopteri, Perciformes, Anarhichadidae.
UUUCCUGACAACCUGCCUUGCUCAGUGGCUCUCCAGCCAUCACCCCACGAUGUCGGCAAGCAAUGUGCCGUGGAGUUUGAGAUCAAAGCGUUCAGCGCUGAGAGUCAGGACGCUAAAAUACGCAAACGGAGCUCAGUGAAGCUGAUGAUCAGGAAGGUUCAGUAUGGUCCAGAGAAGGAGGGAGCGCCGCCAUCUGUUGAAACCACCAGGGACUUUGUCAUGUCGGACAAACCGCUGCAUGUCAGGGCUAGUCUGGACAAAGAGACAUACUACCACGGUGAGCCCGUCAAAGUGCACGUCAGCGUCACAAACAACUCCAGCAAAAACAUCAAGAACCUCAUCGUCUCUGUGGAUCAGGUCUCCACGGUGGUGUUGUACUCCAAUGACAGCUACGUCAAAUCUGUGGCCAUCGAGGAACCGGGGGAUUCGGUGUCUCCUGGAGCAACCCUGCAGAAAGUCUACACCUUGCUGCCUCUGCUGGCUAACAACAGGGAGAGGAGGGGCAUCGCUCUGGACGGCAAGCUGAAGCAUGAAGACACCAACCUGGCGUCAUCGAGCAUUGUCAAAGACGGUGUGCUGAAGGAAGUUAUGGGGAUCAUGGUUUCAUACAGAAUCAUGGUGAAGCUCAUUGUCGGAGGGAUGAUGGGAUCAAGUGAGGUCGGUCUGGAAGUUCCCUUCAAACUGAUGCAUCCCAAACCUGAUGCAGGUAAGGAAAGAACACAUCCAUCCAUCCAUCCAUACAUCCAUCAAUAAUCCAUCCACCCAACCAUCAUCCAUCCAUCAA